Theobroma cacao (cacao) is the source of this 1298-nucleotide messenger RNA. The record is from RefSeq and is a predicted model, not a curated record. NCBI's taxonomy places the organism in Eukaryota, Viridiplantae, Streptophyta, Magnoliopsida, Malvales, Malvaceae.
CGCGUAAGUUUGAUAGUCUCCACCCCCAACCUUACUCCUCUAAAAAGGGUUUCGGCUCCCCUCCCAAACUUUGCAACUGACUUCUCUCCAAUUUUUGCUCCCAAAUUUUCUCCCACACCACAAACAUCUUUGUUCGGUGCCCUUUUUUCCUUCCGAUGCCAACUGUUUUGUUAAGGAUUUUCUUAGUAUACAAUCUUGUUUUAGACUAUUUGGUCCCUAAGAAACUCAAAACCUUCCUGCCCUCCUCCUGGAUUCCUACCCGCACCCUUGUUUCCACCGGCAGUGAGAGCAAAACACACACGUCUACUUCACCGGCACCGGAAUCGGCAUCUGCACCGGCAUCCUCAGCUUGUUGCCCCCAAAGGAUGGACGGAGCAGAGUUAAAGCGGGUUUUUCAAAUGUUUGACAAGAAUGGGGAUGGAAGGAUUACGAAGAAAGAGUUGAAUGACUCCUUGGAGAACUUGGGAAUCUUUAUCCCUGAUGGGGAGUUAACCCACAUGAUCGAAAAGAUCGAUGUCAACGGCGAUAAUUGUGUUGAUAUUGAUGAGUUUGGGGAGUUGUAUCAUUCCAUUAUGGAUGAUAAGGAUGAAGAGGAAGAUAUGAAGGAAGCUUUCAACGUUUUCGAUCAGAACGGAGAUGGUUACAUUUCUGUUGAUGAGUUGAGGUCUGUUCUGGUUUCUCUUGGCCUUAAACAAGGGAAAACCAUUGAGGAUUGCAAGAGGAUGAUAAUGAAAGUUGACGUGGAUGGUGAUGGUAGGGUUAAUUUUAAGGAAUUCAAGCAAAUGAUGAAAGGUGGUGGUUUUAGUGCUCUGACUUAACUCGCAAGGCAAGAUUUCUAUUAAGGGUUUGUAGAUAUUUUUGGACAAUCAAUCUUAAGAGUUGUGAUCAAGGUGAACUCAGCUUGGCCUCGUGGCUGCACUGCAUUGGUUCUAUCUUGUGUGUGCACCGCGGGUUACAAGCCGAUGGAUUGCUGCCAGUUGUCACACGGCACCAAAAUCAUUGGUAUCACUAACUUGGAGAAGGGAGGGGAGAAAGGGGUGCAAUGGGGAGGUAGGAACAAUUUUUAUCACCAAAGGAUGAACAUAGUUUGUCUUUUGCUGUUGGGUUUUUUUUAUUUUGUUUGAUUUCCAGGCUUGUAAGAUUGGUUUGGGAUAGGUGGUGUUAUUGUUUCUGUCUCUGAUAUCCCCAUUGUGAUCAUUUUCUAAUGUGUCUUCAUUUUUUUUCCUCUUCUUUCUUAGUGUAUAUUGAAAUAUGAUUUGCUUAAAUGAUCUUAAAGAGAAGAAUUUGCCUUUUUGCUA